Molecule: messenger RNA, 2060 nt
Organism: Paramecium sonneborni
Lineage: Eukaryota; Ciliophora; Oligohymenophorea; Peniculida; Parameciidae
Source: the annotation of a GenBank genome assembly
AUGAAAAAAUGGGAUGACGAUUUUCGUAUGAAGAGUUAUGUAAAUAAAAUUUAGAAUGCUAAGUCAACAGUGCCAAAUAACUAAAAAAAAACAACGAAAAGUAUUUUAAGUAAAGUUAUAUUAUAGAACAAUCUUAUAGGGAUACAGAAUUCAGUAGUCAUGCAUCUUAUCGAUCUGAUUUUACUGAUAUAAAGGAAAGUUAAUUGUUCAAGUAAAUGAGAUAUAUAAAUAUUAGAUAAUUGGUUGAAUUCAAUUUAUAAUAAUACACAAACAAAUUAUUACUGAGAGGCUAUAAAGGUGGAUUAUAAACAUUAGCUUAAUAACCUAUAGAUUCAUAAAUUUUAAUAUUGUAAGAGAUUAAAUUAUUGCCUGGACAUAAACAAAAAUUUUUAGAUCUGUUUAAAUAUUUAAACGAUCAUUAUGAUCCUCAUAAUUACAAUGGUUAACCUCCUUUAACUCCAAAUAACAACAAAUAGAAUAGAAACACAUUACCAGGAUAAAUGAAUUCUCAUGGUAAAUUUGAGUAACCCAGAGAUACAUAUGUUGAAAUACUAAAACCUGUUAAUAGACGUUCUUCUUUAAAACAUUUAUCACCUCAUUAAGAGAUAGGGAUUAUUAAACCAAGAGUUUUACCUAAAUUGGAAAAACGUCCUAUUAAUGGUAAUAAUGAUAGAAGUCCUUAAUUUAUUGAUACAUAAUCAAAAUAAUUAGUUCUCAAUCAAGAAAUAAUUCUUGGUAGUUCUUUAUCAAUAACAAAAGACAUAAUUUAAAAACCAUUAUCAAAAACAAUUAAUCAUCCUGUAGUAAAAAUAAAAUAAACUAAAAAGAAAAAAUCAAUAAUUAAAUCAAAUGCUGAUAAAAAUAAUAAGAUUUUGAAGAAAUUGUUAUAAAUUAAUUCAAAAAAUAGUGAUGGAUCAGAAAUUCAUUUAUAGUAAGAUUAGAUUUAAUUGAUGUAUUAAUCAUUUGAUAAUGGAAAAUUAGCUUCAACCUUGAUUAAUAUAGAUAUUGAAGAAAUUAGUUAUUGUGUAGGUAUUACUCUAUAAAAAAUGAUUUUCAUUGUUGAUUUAGAGUAAUAAAAAUAUCUCGAAAAUGAAAUCAAAGAAAUAGAAUAGGCAAUAUUUAAAGAAUCUGAUUAAGAUGAAGAAAUUGAAUCUAGAAGUAUUAAUUUAUAUAUAUUAAAUAAAGAAAGAUAUAGUGAGAAUGAUCAAGAUUGUCAAGAAGAUGAAGAAAAUAAUGAUCAGACUGUAAAUAUGUCUAAGGUAGACUAGACAAUUUGUUAAGACUUUUUAAGAGAAGCAAUAAUAGAACCGGAAAUUACAGAUUAAUAUUAUGGAAGUGAAGAUGUUGCCACUGAAUAAUUUUAAAAAUUUGAUCAAAGUGAAUAAUCUAAAUUAUAGACUGAAUAGGAAUAAUAAGAUUAUUUUUAGGAUUAAGAAUAAGAUAAUAUGUAUUUCAUAAAUAAUUAUUAUGAUAGUGAUUAAAUUUCUAAAUCCUAUUUUUCAGUUGAUACUACAUAUAAUUUAGAUGAUUAUCUUUUGUUUAAUAAAGUUUUUGUUGAUAAAUCUAUGACUAAUUAUAUACCUAAUGUUGACAUCAUAUAAAACUAUUGUAAGAAUAUAAUGACUACCACUAAAAUGGAAAGGGAAGUAGCAAUUAUCUCUUUAAUAUACAUUAACAGAUUGUUAAAUUACAAUUAAGGUUUAGAAAUAAAUUGUUUAAAUUGGUAGAAAAUAUUAUUUACUGCUUUGGUUAUGGCAUCAAAAAUAUGGGAUGAUGAAUCUUUUGAGAAUAAUAAUUUUGCUAAGGUUCUACCUUAAUUUUCAACUGUAUAAAUAAAUGAGAUGGAAAAAGUCUUCUUGAAAUUAAUAGAAUAUCAUCUUUAUGUUAAUUCAGGAGAAUAUGCGAAAUAGUAUUUCAUCUUAAGAACUUAUGCUGAUAAAAAGCAAAGAAGUUAUGCUUUAAAAUAAUUAGAUAUCUCAACAGUUUUAAGAUUACAAAGAGGAGGUUAAUAAUAAAUUUCAAAGUAGUAAUAUUUGAAUACUUAAAACAAAAGCUUUUGA